AUGAAACCUAAUGACAAUGAAUGUAUGAUAAAUGGUCUAACAUCACAAUCAAAUGUUUCAGGUUCUGCUUUUGGCACAAAAGAAACCACAACAAAUGAAAUCCCCACGAUUAAGUUAAGCACUGUCUCCGAUGAAGCUUUGAGAGAGGCAAAAACGUGGACCUUUCAUAUGCUUAGCCAAAAAAAUGAGACAUUGACCAUUAAGAAUAAUCUUGUUGUAUAUCUUGGACAAAGAGACCAUGUAAACCUGCUCUCUCUCAAAGCCAAGUUUGGUGUUCACAUCAAGGAGACUUUCAGGAGUGGUAAUGCUGGUAUCGUCAUCACUGGAAGUCCUGCAGCCAUCAGCGUUGUGGGCUUUGAGGUGGAGUCCAUGCUUAGUAAGGCGCAAGAGGACUUUGCCCUAGCCGAAGAGAAUGACAUGCUGUAUUCUGUGGUUCGCUGGCACUGUAAAGAUUUACCUUGGCUACAAACACCUGAAAUCAGUGCAGCUUUAGAGAAGGCUUACCUUUCAGGAGAGAGAAGCCUUGUGCUGAAUGGCCAUAAUCUCAAAGUCAACUUUACGCUCAAGAAUUUAGUUGACAGCCGUGGGAAAAUAAGCCCUGUGAAAAGGACAUGUAUGUUUUUAAUUCUUAAGACUGUUGGCAAUUCAUUUUAUGCAAGAACACCUGUGACCAGCAGAGAUUAUGUAAAUAAAAAAACAAGAUCUUUCGAAGAUUGUGGACUCAGUGUAGUCAAGGUCGAGAAAAUGGAAAACAUCGCCCUGUAGCAGCUUUUCGAGAUGAAUGGGAAGCGACUGAAAGAUAAACCAAAGCAGCUCUACCAGUGUGUAUCAGCUCAGUUCUGUGAUCUUAUCUGCAGAGUUGGCUUUCAGAAAGAGUUCGCUCCUCCUGGAGUGCAACAGUAUGGCAGUGGAAUAUACUUCACCAGUACAUUGGAAGAGGCAAUGAGACUGUGGAAGGGACAGUUCAUCGAAGAGCAGUACAUCUACAUUAUUCAGGCCCAGGUUCUCACUGGGUUAUCCACGCAUGGUUCACCAGAUCUGAUUUUGCCCCCUGCUCGAGCUGGUGACCCUUUGGAUCGUUAUGACAGCAUAACUAACAGUUCAAAACAGACCCAUGUCAUCUUCAGUGGUCAACAAGCUCUUCCUGAAUACCUGUUCAUAUGCCAAAAAUAA
Messenger RNA from Xyrauchen texanus (razorback sucker), 1173 nucleotides. RefSeq names its product poly(ADP-ribose) polymerase family member 9 (gene parp9). Gene Ontology annotation, molecular function: transcription corepressor activity; ubiquitin-like protein ligase binding. Gene Ontology annotation, cellular component: cytoplasm; nucleus. Gene Ontology annotation, biological process: positive regulation of type II interferon-mediated signaling pathway; negative regulation of gene expression. The record is from RefSeq and is a predicted model, not a curated record. NCBI's taxonomy places the organism in Eukaryota, Metazoa, Chordata, Actinopteri, Cypriniformes, Catostomidae. The transcript is spliced from 4 exons.